UUUGUGUGUGUGUGGUGCAGUCAUUUUUAUUUCUUUUUCCCAGAAAAUGCCUGGUCUGCGACUCUGCCAAAAACCGCUUGCAAUGGAAUGCAGGGAUAUCAGCUCUAAACAGCUGUACUCCAAACAAAAUCCACACGGCUUGAAGCUUAACGUCGCUUGCCAAAAUAACGUGAUCAAAUGUGUGGACAGGCAGCAAAGAGGAGGUCCAGUCUGUCCCGAUUUUGAAGUGCGCUUCCAGUGUAUCGUUGCACAUGAACUCCAGUGCUCCAAUCCUAUGGUCCAGAGCCAUUGUGAGAAACAAAACCGAGAGUGUCAGGACAAAGUGUACGGGCCGCAGUGUGUGGCUGUACGGCCAGUGAAGACGGGCAAGGAGGUCAUUGGUAUUGGUACAUGUACUCAGGACGGCGUCAAGUACGGUACGGUCUUAUGUUCUGUUCUGAUUUGCAAUUAGUAUAAAUAACACCUUUAAUUUAGUUCCUUUUUUGUUUUGGCUGUUGUUUCAAUCGCU
Molecule: messenger RNA, 508 nt
Organism: Aplysia californica (California sea hare)
Lineage: Eukaryota; Metazoa; Mollusca; Gastropoda; Aplysiida; Aplysiidae
Exons: 2
Coding region: 47-451 (134 amino acids)
Source: RefSeq, a predicted model, not a curated record